GUCAUGUUCCUCCUGCAGAAGGAGUCGCCAGAGUCACUGGAUUCUAUGCAGACUCAGUUUGCGAAACUGCUGAAGGGGCCAGAUGACGAUGAAGACCUGACGAGAGAGAAGAGCAGGAUCAUCGCGCAGGGCAAAACUGCUGGCUUCUGCUUGCAGCUGUGGCUGCUGACGAA
Molecule: messenger RNA, 173 nt
Organism: Symbiodinium pilosum
Lineage: Eukaryota; Dinophyceae; Suessiales; Symbiodiniaceae
Source: the annotation of a GenBank genome assembly